CAGAAGCCAAACCGCCCUUUCCAAUUCUUCCGAAUUUCUUCGAGUUAGGGUUGCAAAACCAACCCUUACUCUUUUUCUUCACAAUUUGCAGGAAUUUUCUCACGAAGAGCUUUUCUGAUCGAUCAUGGUUUGAUGCUAAAGUUUCCCGGGUGGCGGUCUUGGUAUGAAAUGUAUAGCCUCUAUGAUGGUGGAAAUGCAGAAACUUACCUGAUUCAUAUGGAGCUGAUCCAAACUUGCAAUUGACAACUCCACCUCUUGGGCAAGUUGAAACCAUGUAUCACGAGGGAGCCCCUGAGUUCAUGGUAGAUCACGGAUUGUAUUAUCCUUCUGCCACCAAUUAUGGAUAUUAUUGUACAGGUUUUGAAACACCCGUUGAAUGGGAGGACAACCAUUCUUUUUUUAGCACAGAUGGUCCAGAUAUCCAAUAUGCAGGUGCCCAAUCCCAAUCUGAAAAUUUGCCUUUUGUAUAUUACACACCUAGCUAUGGAUAUGCACAGUCUUCAUACAACCCAUACGACUCUUAUAUUCCCGGUUCUGUGAUGAGUGAUGGCUCAUUUGUAGGGGGACAACAAUAUUACACCAUUCCUCCUUACCAGAAUCCUGUUUCUUCACCUGCAAUCGUUCCUAUUGUUAUUCAACCAGGCAUGAUCCCAAAUAGUUCUCAAGAUCCAUUGUUGGAUUUUCGUGCAUCAGUUGCUAGCAGGCCUGAUGGAAGAGCCUUGAGACAAAUUCCUACUUCUGCAGCUUUUCCAAGAACCUCUCUGAAACCUGCUUCAAAUCAAACAAAUUCCUUGACCAAGGGAGAUGGACCAAGUGAGCAGUCUGCAGUCCAUGAAAGUGUUUCUAGUAGUUAUUCUUCUCCGGCUUCAACAUAUAGUCAUCAGGGUAGAAAUCCUGUUGGUUCAAUUCAACCUACCAAUACAUUUUCUGGCAGGAAACUUCAGUCUCAUUCUAACAAAUUGAAGGUAGAGCUUCCUGUUAGUGCUAGCUUCUCAGAUAUUGGAUCAGGUACCACCAGAGGAGCCAUGCUUGAUAAGCUUCGACCAACAAUUAAUGCUGGAAAAGCUCUGAGGGAUGCAAACAGCAUUCCUAGUACAUUGAGUGAACAGAAUCGAGGACCUAGAACAAAUAGAAUAGAAAGUCAACUUUCUGUUAAAGCUUAUACCACCAAAGUGGGAGGUAGUAAUUCUGAAGGGAACAUCAUUAUCUCUACUAAGCAAUACAACAGGGAUGAUUUCCCAAUUGACUAUGUUAAAGCAAAGUUUUUUGUGAUAAAGUCGUAUAGUGAGGAUGAUGUGCACAAAAGCAUCAAGUACAACGUCUGGUCAUCUACAUCCCAUGGAAACAAGAAACUUGAGGCUGCUUAUGACAACACACAGAAAACAACCCCUGGAAGACCUGGCAGUUGCCCCAUCUUCCUUUUCUUUUCUGUUAAUGCAAGUGGACAAUUCUGUGGUGUUGCUGAGAUGAUUGGCCCGGUUGACUUCCAGGUGGAUAUGGAUUUUUGGCAGCAAGAUAAGUGGAGUGGGAGCUUCCCUGUCAAGUGGCACAUGAUAAAAGAUGUUCGUAACAGUCAUUUUAGGUCCAUCAUAUUAGAGAACAAUGAGAAUAGACCAGUGACUAACAGCAGGGAUACACAGGAGGUAAUGCAUAAGCAAGGAAUGGAGAUGCUCAAAAUAUUCAAAGCCCACCCAGUGAAGACCUCUUUACUUGAUGACUUUUUGUACUAUGAGUAUCGGCAGAAAAUCUUGCAGGAAGAGAAAGCCAGGCUGCUCACUAAAAGCUUUAAGAGUCCAAUCCUGGUGCCUCCAGUGGAUAGUGCCAACAAGCAAACUAUAGUUUGCCUUCCUUCGAAAGAUAAAAAGAUAGUUAAGCAUGGUUCUGAGUCGUUGAAGAAAAGUGUUACCUCAUUCACUGGGAUAUUUCCUACAGUUACCAAAACAACUGAUACAACUAAACAAGGUGCAGUUGAAGCUAAAGGAGAUGUGCCUUCGUUGAAGAUUGGUUCACUCACUAUAAACCCAAAGGGAGCAGAGUCUAAACCCUUCACUGGUGCUGCAGCAGUGGCUGCCGAUGAUGUGCCUGUUGAGAUUGUCACUGUAGGGUCGUUGCCUGUGAAAGUAAAUGGCUUUGCUGAAUCUUCUGGUUUCUUAACAGUUGGUACUAUUCCUCUUGAGCUUGGUGCAUUAAAGCCUGAUGAAGAAGGUUCUUCUGCAAAAAGGGGUUUAAAAAAUUAAUCACCUGGAGGUUUCUGAUUUAACUUGAAGUUAAUUUCAGCUGAAACAUAUUUUAUUCCUGGAGUUUUUGGUGCAGGAUUGAUACACACAGCAGUAUAUUGUACUCGUUUCAGGUCUGAUGCGCAAAAUACUUGCUUCAGUUCAGCUUUUGUUUGUCCUCUUUUAACCAAUUUGGUAUACUUACAAAAAUUGUUUCGAUUUAAGACUCUACACCAAUGUCUUCUUUUGUUAACAACAUUUUUCACCAUUGAACUCAGGUGGAAGUACAGUACGAUCCCUUGCCUUUUGCAAUGCAAUAUAUUUAUGAUACUUCC
Rubroshorea leprosula is the source of this 2551-nucleotide messenger RNA. NCBI's taxonomy places the organism in Eukaryota, Viridiplantae, Streptophyta, Magnoliopsida, Malvales, Dipterocarpaceae. The record is from the annotation of a GenBank genome assembly.